Molecule: messenger RNA, 2676 nt
Organism: Elgaria multicarinata webbii
Lineage: Eukaryota; Metazoa; Chordata; Lepidosauria; Squamata; Anguidae
Exons: 6
Coding region: 1-2061 (686 amino acids)
Biological process (GO): regulation of DNA-templated transcription
Source: RefSeq, a predicted model, not a curated record
AUGUGUGAAGCAAGAGGGGCCCCGUACGCAGCAGGGCUGGCUUGCCCCAUUUUGAAGUCGUUGCAGAGUUGUGGAGGAAACGAACAGAAGACGAAUCUGGGCGCUGUGACGUUUGAGGAUGUGGUCAUCUAUUUCUCGGAAGCGGAGUGGGCUCUGCUGAACUUGGCACAGAGAGCCCUGUACAAGGAGGUCAUGCAGGAGAACUACCAGAAUGUGAUGUCGCUGGGCCGGACCCCUUUCUUGCCGUCUCCUGCUGCUUCUGCGAAGGACACCCAGGAGUCCCAGAGGCAAAGGGCCAAAUAUUGGAGCAAGGAAGAGAUUGGCGUCUUUGUCGACCUAUGGGUCAGCCCGGAGGUGCAAAACGAGCUCCGGAAUAUGUACCACAACGAGGCGGUCUUUAACUGCCUCUCCAACGAGAUGGGCCUGCGGGGCUUCAACCGUUCAGCUCGCCAGUGCCGCGAGAAGAUGAACGCCCUCAAGAAGAAAUUCAAGGAGGUCACCACUCAGAAUAAGUGCCCCGGGGCGGAACUGAGCACCAUGCCGUUCUACGAUAAGCUGGCCACGAUCCUCCUGCACAGAAGAGAUGGCACCCCCAGGUAUGCCGCAGGUAGCGGGGCUCCAGACAAGGGUCCGUGGCAGAAGCAGACGACACUGACGCUGGCCAGGCGGACCUCAUCCUUCGCUCCUGCAACGUCCGGGCAGGCCAGGCUGCCUUUGGCAACAGCGACCCAAGCGAAGCCACCUCCUCAGAAGCAGGCCCGCCUUCUCCAGGGGAAGAUUGGCCUGGCUCAGGCCGGUUGGGUGUCCGCCCUUCAUCACCCUGAGCUGGUGUCGCAGCCCAGCGGGAGCUCGACGACGCAAGGGGACGAGAAGCCCCCUGGGCAGUUCGCUCUGCUCACUCCGAAAAUUGAGGAGGAGGAGGAGGAACCCGACGAUGAGCAGCCCAGCUCAAGCCGCCCCAAGCUCCAAGGAGCCCUUCCACCAGUGGAGGUGCGCGUGGUGGACGAGCACGGAGCCACAGUCGCGACAGCCAUGUACAAGCAGUGCAAAGAGGAGGAGGAGGAGGAGGAGGAGGAGGAGGAGAACGACGCAAGCCUGGAUCUCGACCUUGACUUUGACACUAAGCUCAUCAGAGAGAUUGUGGCUGAUGGGGACCCUCCGGAGGUGGCGGAGGUCCUGGUUGACCCGAAUGCCUUGUCGGAGCUCUCCGAGGAACCGUACAGCGGAGGCGAGGGGGACGAUGACUUCCCCGUGGAUUUGCUGCACUCUUUUGAGGACCGAUUCUCCGCUAUCCACGGGCUCAGGGACGGCAACCCAGAGCGGGAACGGCCGGAAAGAAAGCGUCCACCAUCCAGGGCUCCGUCUCUAGCUGAAAGUCUCCUACAGGAGCAAGAGUGCAAAGGGCUUGAAAACGUGGAUCCCACCUCUUUCGUCAUGGGCAACGUGGGCCCUCUGGAUUCCCACGUGGGCGGCGAUGGGGCCGUGGGCGUGGCUGACGAGCUCCCACCAGAUGACCUCCCGCCUCCUGUAGAACUCGACGAAAAGGCGCCGCUGACCAACGCGCAGAGGGCUGCCAGAUUCAGGAACAAGAGGAAAGCCGAGAGGGCGCAGAUGGCCAAGGAGCUCAUCAAGGCCACGAGGGAAACCGGGGAGCAAAUCCGAGAGGCUCUUUACGAACUCGACAGUAAGGAAUCGGAGAGGCGGGUCGACGACCGCAAAGUGGCGGUCUGGUGCGCGAGGCACAUCGCCAGGAGCAUCCGGGAGUCCAGCCAGACGAUGGCUACGGCCAUGCGGGGCUCCGACACCGCGCUCCAUCAGUGCAUGGAGAAGUACACGGCUGCCCUAGAGCGGCAAACGACUCUGUUGGAGCGCAUCGCGGACUCGUUAAACGCGCAAGCCGAGGCUCCUCAACCUUCCCCGGUCAUUCCCACCGAUCGGAUACACGCCGCAUCCCUGCAUUCCAGUACCAUCCCGGCCCCUUCCCUCCCGCAACACACCUGUGUCGAACAAGACCCUCCCCUGGCUGAGAAGUUGGGGGGCGAACGAGGAAGAGCCACCUAGGAGGAGGAAGGGGGGGGGGGCGUUAGACCAAAGUAGCAAGUAGGCAACAAGACUCAUAACGGAUUGUUCAGUGGCUGCGUGGUUCCUCUUGUAAACAAAAGAAGGUUCGCGAAGACUUUUUGAACGUUGAUAAAACGGUGGGGCAGCCUUCGGUUUAUUGCCUGCUGCAGGGGUGGGCAGAAGGUCGAUCUUCAGAUGUUUUGGACUUCAACUCCCAAUAUUCUUGACCGUUAGCUGUACUUGCAAGGGCUUCUGGGAGUUGGAAGUCCAAAGCCUCCAGAGAUCCUGGUUUUGGCCUUCCUCUGGUCUACUGUACCAGGCUGUACGAUCAGUGUUGUUUAGGCGUCCCUCUGUUACGUUACUUGAGAAAGUGGUGCUGUUUUCUGCACCUUGUCGUAAUGCCUUUAAACAGGACGAUGGUCUUUGUGGAUCCGGUAGGGAUUUUUUUUAUAGCAUUCCACAGUGCCCAAAACUUACUAAGCCAGGGCUGCAAACGAUGGCUACUUUGCGACCGUUUUGCAGUUGCAUGGAAAAUAAAGAGUUAAAUUCCUCUUUUUGAGACAUGCAGCUGUGACAAAUCAUUCCCCACUGUUUCUCCACAGAAAUAAUUAGCAA